Molecule: messenger RNA, 639 nt
Organism: Brassica oleracea var. oleracea
Lineage: Eukaryota; Viridiplantae; Streptophyta; Magnoliopsida; Brassicales; Brassicaceae
Exons: 2
Coding region: 1-639 (212 amino acids)
Source: RefSeq, a predicted model, not a curated record
AUGUUCCCCUUUUGUUUGGGAGACAAAGCACACCAAUGGGAGAAGACUCUUCCAAGUGACUCUAUCACAACUUGGAAUGAGUGCAAGAGGGCUUUCCUAGAGAAGUUCUUCUCUAUCUCAAGGACGGCCAAGAUCAGGAAUGAGAUCUCUAGCUUUCAGCAGAAGAACCUAGAGGGAUUUAGUGAAGCAUGGGAGAGAGGUGCUCUUCCAGAGUUCAGGAGCAGAUUAGACACAGCCAGCAAUGGUUUCUUCUUGGGUAAAACUGAAGAGGAUGCAGAGGAGCUGGUGGAGAACAUGGCUAAGAGUGACUCAGUCUGCAGUGAGGAGUAUGAUAGAAGCAAUAGAGGUGAUGAUCAGCACACCAGGAAAGAGCUGAAGUCUCUCCAAGCCAAGUUGGAUCUACUUCUUGCAGAAAAGGCGAAGCAGGAGAAGAUGAACUUUGUUGGUGACCAGAAACAAGAGGCACCUCCAGUGAUCAAUGAGGUUGAUGGUUUAGAAGGCCAAGAGGAGCUGUGCUUCAUCAAUGCUAAUGGCACAUGGUACAAGAAAGAGCCCAACUUUCAGUACCAAAACAACUACCAACAAAGGCCACUCUACAACAAUCAGCAAGGAGAUUACCAAGCCAACCAGUCUCCUUAG